AUGGAUAUUGGAGAAGAACAAAACAGAGCAACUGGAGAAUGGCAUCCAGAGUAUUACAUUUGGUCAAUUAAAGAAUUCGGCAAAAAAUGGUCAUUGUGUAUAAGAAGACGUUGUGGAGUGUUUACAUCACCAAUUUUUCAAUCCGGUGAAAACUCAAAAUACGAAUGGUGUCUUGAAUUUACUCCAAAUUCACGUUUAAGAUUGAAACUUUUAAAUUUUGAUCAACAUAAAAAUACUGAAAUGAAUAUCAAGACUUGUGUAUCAUUUAUUAAUGAUGAAGAUGAGACAAAAAAUUGUUCAGCAUUUGGUGAAUUAAUUGUUGAUGAAAAUGAAUUAAUAUAUUCACAUGCAUUAUCAACAGCAUCAGCAUAUAAAAAAAAAAUAUUUCCAGUUGGUAAAUUUAAGAUAUUAAUUAGAAUAAUACCAUCUAGUAGUGAAUUUGAACUACAUGAUAAAGAACAUUUGAUUGAUAUAAUGAAUUCUGCUGUUAUACUUGAUGAUAAAGAUUCAAUAUUAUCAUUGCCAGAUCCAAUGAUACAACUUCGUUCAUAUAAACUACAUAAAACAAAAAUUAAUCGUCCAUUGCUAUCUGGAUUAUUAUCAUGUCUUCAAAAUGAAAAAUUUUGUGAUAUUGUUCUUGAAGUUGAUGGGAAAGAAUUAAAAGCCCAUAAGAUGAUAUUGUCUAUUAAAAGUCCAGUAUUUUCAGCAAUGUUUGAUCAUGAAUCCAUGAAAGAAUCAAGAGAUAAUCGUGUUGUCAUUGAAGACAUGGAUGCAGAUGUUGUAAAACAAAUGUUAGAGUAUAUUUAUACUGGAAAAACACCAUCAAAAAUUGAUGAUUGUGUUUAUGAUCUCAUUGCGAAUUUUAGAGAUUUAGAAUCUGAAAAUGCUAAUUUAGCAAUUGAAUGCUUCUGA
Molecule: messenger RNA, 912 nt
Organism: Aphidius gifuensis
Lineage: Eukaryota; Metazoa; Arthropoda; Insecta; Hymenoptera; Braconidae
Product: speckle-type POZ protein-like
Exons: 4
Coding region: 1-912 (303 amino acids)
Biological process (GO): regulation of proteolysis; proteasome-mediated ubiquitin-dependent protein catabolic process
Cellular component (GO): cytoplasm
Molecular function (GO): ubiquitin protein ligase binding
Source: RefSeq, a predicted model, not a curated record